Molecule: messenger RNA, 3127 nt
Organism: Urocitellus parryii (Arctic ground squirrel)
Lineage: Eukaryota; Metazoa; Chordata; Mammalia; Rodentia; Sciuridae
Gene: Fgfr3
Product: fibroblast growth factor receptor 3
Biological process (GO): fibroblast growth factor receptor signaling pathway; positive regulation of MAPK cascade; positive regulation of cell population proliferation
Cellular component (GO): signaling receptor complex; plasma membrane
Molecular function (GO): fibroblast growth factor binding; fibroblast growth factor receptor activity; ATP binding
Source: RefSeq, a predicted model, not a curated record
GGCGGGUCGACGGCCCAAGGGACCCGGCGAGCGCUGCCCGCGGGCUACAAUCCGAAGUGGGAGCCGCACUCAACUCCGGAGCGGCGCCCACCUCCUGCGGGAGCCCGAGCCGGGCCGUGGGGGACAGCAUGUCCGCGCGCGCCUCCUGAGGACGCUGCGGCCUCCGCCCCCGCCAUGGGCGCCCCGGCCUGCGCCCUCGCACUGUGCAUGGCCGCGGCGGUUGUGGCGGGCGUCGUCUCGGAGCCCCCGGGCACAGAGCAGCGCGUCGUGCCGAGAGCGGCAGAGGUCCCAGGGCCUGAGCCUGGCCAGCAGGAGCUGCUGGUCUUUGGGAGUGGGGACACCAUGGAGCUGAGCUGUGACCCACCCGGAGGUGGUCCUGUGGGUCCCACCAUCUGGGUCAAGGAUGGCUCGGGACUGGAGUCCUCGGGCCGUGUCCUGGUGGGGCCCCAGCAGCUGCAGGUGCUAAACGCCUCUCGUGAAGACACUGGGGCCUACAGUUGCCAGCAGCGGCUCACACAGCGCGUGCUGUGCCACUUCAGUGUGCGUGUGACAGAUGCUCCAUCCUCUGGAGACGAUGAAGACGGGGAGGAUGUGGCUGAGGACACAGGGGCCCCUUACUGGACUCGGCCAGAGCGGAUGGACAAGAAACUGCUGGCAGUGCCGGCUGCCAACACGGUUCGCUUCCGCUGCCCAGCUGCUGGCAACCCCACUCCUUCCAUCUCCUGGCUGAAAAAUGGCAAGGAGUUCAGAGGGGAGCAUCGCAUUGGGGGCAUCAAGCUGCGUCAUCAGCAGUGGAGCCUGGUCAUGGAGAGCGUGGUGCCCUCCGACCGCGGCAACUACACGUGUGUGGUGGAGAACAAGUUUGGCAGCAUCCGGCAGACGUACACUCUGGACGUGCUGGAGCGCUCCCCGCACCGGCCCAUCCUGCAGGCGGGGCUGCCAGCCAACCAGACAGCCGUGCUGGGCAGCGACGUGGAGUUCCACUGCAAGGUGUACAGUGACGCACAGCCCCACAUCCAGUGGCUCAAGCAUGUGGAGGUGAAUGGCAGCAAGGUGGGCCCUGACGGCACGCCCUACGUCACCGUGCUCAAGUCCUGGAUCAGUGAGAAUGUGGAGGCGGACGCGCGCCUCCGCCUGGCCAAUGUGUCGGAGAGGGACGGGGGCGAGUACCUCUGUCGAGCCACCAAUUUCAUAGGCGUGGCCGAGAAGGCCUUUUGGCUGCGUGUUCAUGGGCCCCGAGCAGCGGAGGAGGAGCUGGUGGAGGCGGACGAGGCUGGCAGCGUGUAUGCAGGCGUCCUCAGCUACGGGGUGGGCUUCUUCCUCUUCAUCCUGCUGGUGGCAGCUGUAACACUGUGCCGCCUGCGCAGCCCUCCCAAGAAGGGGCUGGGCUCCCCCACUGUGCACACGGUCUCCCGCUUCCCGCUCAAACGACAGGUGUCCUUGGAGUCCAACUCGUCCAUGAACUCCAACACACCGCUGGUCCGCAUUGCCCGGCUGUCCUCGGGAGAAGGUCCCACGCUGGCUAAUGUUUCUGAGCUUGAGUUACCUGCCGACCCCAAAUGGGAGCUGUCCCGUGCCCGACUGACCUUGGGCAAGCCUCUUGGAGAGGGCUGCUUUGGCCAGGUGGUCAUGGCAGAGGCCAUUGGCAUCGACAAGGACCGUGCUGCCAGACCCGUUACAGUGGCGGUGAAAAUGCUGAAAGACGAUGCCACUGACAAGGACCUGUCGGACCUGGUAUCGGAGAUGGAGAUGAUGAAGAUGAUUGGGAGGCACAAGAACAUCAUCAACCUGCUGGGGGCCUGCACGCAGGGCGGGCCUCUGUACGUACUGGUGGAGUACGCGGCCAAGGGCAACCUGAGGGAGUACCUUCGGGCGCGGAGGCCGCCGGGCAUGGACUACUCCUUCCACACCUGCAGGCUGCCUGAGGAACAGCUCACCUUCAAGGACCUGGUGUCAUGUGCCUACCAGGUGGCGCGGGGCAUGGAGUAUCUGGCAUCCCAGAAGUGCAUCCACAGGGACCUGGCUGCCCGCAACGUGCUGGUGACUGAGGACAACGUGAUGAAGAUAGCCGACUUUGGCCUGGCCCGUGAUGUGCACAACCUCGACUACUAUAAGAAGACCACCAACGGCCGGCUGCCGGUGAAGUGGAUGGCCCCCGAGGCCCUGUUUGAUCGGGUCUACACCCACCAGAGUGAUGUCUGGUCCUUUGGGGUCCUGCUCUGGGAGAUCUUCACCCUGGGGGGCUCGCCGUACCCCGGCAUACCCGUGGAGGAGCUCUUCAAGCUGCUGAAGGAGGGCCAUCGCAUGGACAGGCCAGCCAACUGCACACACGACCUGUACAUGAUCAUGCGUGAGUGCUGGCACGCAGUGCCCUCCCAGAGGCCUACCUUCAAACAACUAGUUGAGGACCUGGACCGCAUCCUCACUGUGACGUCCACUGAUGAGUACCUGGACCUGUCAGUGCCCUUUGAGCAGUACUCGCCAGGUGGCCAAGACACCCCCAGUUCCAGCUCCUCAGGGGACGACUCUGUGUUUACCCAUGACCUGCUGCCCCCGGCCCCACCCAGCAAUGUGGGCCCUCGGACGUGAAGGGCCCUUGGCCCUUAGGCCAAGCCCCAUCAAUGUGAGAGUGGAUCCCAGCCUACAGUGCUGCUGCUGGUGUACAGUGGACCUGGGCCCAAACCCAGGGUGGAUGGGCAGAUGGACAUAGAUAGUUCGUGUGUGUGUGUGUGUGUGUGUGUGUGUGUGUGUGUGUGUGUGUGUGUCUGGCGGCCCCCAGGUGCAGAGGUCUCCUGGGGCCUGCGCUGCUAUACAGUGAUCUCCUGACUCACCACUGCCAGGAGCACCAAGGGACCCUUGUUUUGGGGGACCAAAUAUGGAAUGUAAGAGUGCCUGGUCCUUCACCACCACCCCAUAAGAAGCACCACAGGCCAGGCUGGACCCAGUGUCCACAGUGGGCCUCAGGCCCUCCAGUGCCCAAAGCUGAGCUGCGGGGAUGCCCUCUGUGGCAAGCCUCCUGAGUGGCACCUUGUGCCUGGGGGUGAGUGGCAGCUUCCCCACCUCCAGGCCUCCCCACUUCCCACCCUGCCCCUCCAAGACUGAAAUUACGGGUAUCCGAAGGUGGGAG